AGAAGCGUGCGUCUCGUUUGGAGUCCUGCGCACAAACAUGAGGAGCGAAGCUGGGGAGGGGACUCCUGCGGUCGGUUUUCUCUCUCUCUCUCUCUCUCUCUCGCUCUCUCUCUCUCUCUCUCUGCGGGCUGGGGGUCUGUCUGGGGCAGUUUAAGGACACCUGCGCCCUCAGCUUCCUCAAACCCGUAAAGUUGCAGGGUUAAGUUAGUUUCGCUGGAGUUUAUGUAGCGAUCAUGUUAGGCGUAGGCACCGGCAAGACCCCGAGCACCAGUCCCAGGGAGCACAGGAGGAAAGUGAAUGAGAAGACGACGGACCUCAUCAGGAGCCUCGGGCUUCAUGAAAAUGAGGACAUACGCGUGAUGAUGGCGGGUUCCAGCAUGCUGAAAGUUCGGUCUACAAGUUGGCAAAGGAACCGAAGCAUGCGGCUGCUGGAGGACGGACUCACCGUGUGGUGCGAGUCCAAGAGCUCCCGCAAAGGCAAAGCCCAGCAGACAUUUGCAGUGACGGAGGUGGAGUGUGUGUGUGAAGGCUACCAGUCGGAGGCACUGAGGCGGCUGUCUGGAACCCUACCAGAGAACCAGUGCUUCACAGUGGUCUUCAAAGGAGCCAGGAAGAGCCUGGACCUGAAGUGCCCCACUGCAGAGGAAGCUCAGCACUGGGUGCGCGGUCUCCGCACAUUAAAGGAGCGAGUGGCCAGCAUGAGUCAGAAGGAAAAACUGGACCAUUGGAUCCGAGGGUACCUCAAGCGAGCAGAUCAGAACAACGACGGCAAGAUGAGCUACGAUGAGGUCAAACGGCUGCUGCUGAUGAUCAACAUUGACGUGAGCGAGCAAUAUGCCCGCUGCUUAUUCAAGCGGUGUGACCGAUCUGGCGAUGGCCGCCUGGAUCAUACAGAAAUUGAAGGGUUCUGCAGGGAGCUGCUGCGACGGCCUGAGCUAGAUGCCGUGUUUAGACACUAUUCAAGUAAUGGCAGUGUGCUCUCCACUGCUGAGCUGCGUGAUUUCCUGGGAGACCAAGGGGAGGACGCGUCGCUGAAUCAUGCGCGGAGUCUUAUACUCACCUAUGAGCUCAAUGACUGGGCUCAGAAGAACCUGUUCAUGACACAGAAUGGUUUCACCAUGUACAUGCUCUCUCUGGAGAAUGAUGUCUUCAACCCUAACCAUGCCAGAGUCUACCAGGACAUGACCCACCCGCUGGCCCAUUACUUUAUCUCCUCGUCACACAACACUUACCUUACCAAGGACCAAGUCACCGGUGCGAGCAGCACUGAGCCGUACAUGAGGGCUCUAAUUCAGGGCUGCCGCUGUGUGGAGCUAGACUGCUGGGAUGGAGAUAAAGGUGAACCUGUCAUCUACCACGGGCACACACUCACCUCCAAAGUACCCUUUAAGGAAGUCAUUGAAACCAUCGGCCAGUAUGCCUUCAAGACGUCCCCAUACCCUCUAAUCCUGUCCUUGGAGAAUCACUGUUCUGUGGAGCAGCAGGAUGUCAUGGCCAAACACCUCCAUAAUAUCCUGGGCAAAAAACUGCUCACCAAGCCUCUCAGUGACCAGCCACUGAGAGACCUGCCUUCUCCCGAAGAGCUUAAGGGGCGUAUUUUGGUAAAAGGAAAGAAACACACUCCUCACCUGGGUGAGCUGGGGAAGAACAGCAGCUGCACCAGCUUCUCUUCGAGCUCUGAAGAUGAACUAGCCGGCAGCAUUAAGAGCACACCCAUGAAGGAUCCUGCAAAGGUCCGUUCGAAACUGUGCCCCGAGCUAUCGGACCUGGUGGUUUACUGCAAGAGUGUCCCCUUCCGCGGGUUUGGAAAUGUGUCUGAAAAACCGCCAAAUGAAAUGUCUUCUUUCUCUGAAAACGAUGCCCUCAAGCACAUCAAAGAGUCUGGGAAGCUUUUUGUAAGACACAACAGCAGGCAGCUGAGCCGGAUCUACCCUUGUGGCCAGCGCCUUCAAUCAUCCAACUAUGAUCCUCAGGAAAUGUGGAACUGUGGAUGCCAGCUGGUGGCUCUAAACUUCCAGACGGCCGGGGAGCAAAUGGACCUGAACCAGGGUCGCUUCCUCGUAAAUGGUCGCUGUGGAUACGUCCUCAAACCCAGCUUCCUGUGCAGUCCCACAUCCAACUUUAACCCAGAAAACACGGGAGGAGGCCCCGGUCAUACCCCCACUCAGCUGACUAUACGAAUAAUAUCUGCACAACAGCUGCCAAAAAUCAACACAGAGAAGGCGAGCUCCAUUGUGGAUCCACUAGUGUGGGUGGAAAUUCAUGGGGUGGCUAUUGAUAAAGCAAAACAAAAAACCCACCGCAUUGACAACAAUGGUUUCAACCCUCGCUGGGACUGUACUCUGAGCUUCCAGCUGCAGGUCCCUGAGCUGGCCCUGGUGCGGUUUGUAGUGGAGGACCACGAUCAUGCUACCAAAAAUGACUUCGUGGGGCAGUUCACUUUACCUUUUACAAGCUUUCGCAUAGGUUAUCGACAUAUUCACUUACUGAAGGCAGAUGGUUCCAGCCUUUCUCCUGCUACACUCUUUAUCCAUGUCAAAGUGACUCGCAGAGGUGUUCCUGUCAAAACUAUGGCUGAGCGUAUUGCCGCUGCCAAAGGCAAAGCGUGACACACAUCUGAACAAGACAAUCAGACAUCUGGACAAUGAAGGACCUUGGAAGGAGGAGCUCCGAGUGUAAACAGACAGAGACAGAAUGCUGCUGUUGCUGUUGUCUUACAGUUCAGACCCCAAGUGGUCCAAUUUACACAAAACCACUUCCCAGUGCUUAAAGAAAGGUGUCUGUCAGAGAUGGAGACAUGCCCUCUGGUGACUGUAAUUCAUUAAAAAACACAGAAAAGGGACUGUUAGAGAGAAUGAAAAUCAUUUAUUUUAUGUCACCAUUUUAUUUUUUAACAUGUGUUUUUUUUUUAAACUUGAAGAAUAAUGAUCGCUGAAGUAAAAUAGCACUUCUUAAACUGAUGCUAUAAAAGAAUUGCAAUGAGAUGGAAACCAAGUGUAAGUAACUGUGUUUGACAAUAUCCAUAAAUGUCAGUGUUUUAGAUGUUAUUAUUGGCAGCAUUAACUGUGAUGUAAUACAGAUUUAAUUUUGUGUUAGUCAGUGCGCCAGGGCCCCGUGGCCCAUGUUGGCCAUGUACAAGUACUCGAUACUCCAGAUAUCUGGGCACUUUUAAAUUCUCUCUGGAAGACAAAUGUUAACAUGUUCUCACAUCUUCCAGUAGAACAUGACAGGCUUAACUUGCAAAGAUAAGCUUUUUUCUUAAAUGUCUUGUAUUUUAUUUUAGCAUCAUUUCAGAUACGUUCAAAUGUGCUUUUUUAAAAUCAUAUUUGAAUUUUAACGAUACAGUAUUUCCAUAUAAGCUUCUUUCAUUUUGUCAAUUUUUGUCCUUGUAUUCAGAUCUAGAAAAAAUGCUGGUUAAAAACUAAUUGCAUCAAUCUAAUACAACCACUAAUUACUCCAGGCUACAGUGAAUCUUUUAAUACUCUUAUAAGGAGGUUCACUGAUAAUAAAAUGGUCCAGCGAUGAAAAGUAAUUACUGUAAUUACAUUUUUAAUGGUCACGCUGGUUUUGAGGAGAAUGUAAUAUGUGUUUAAUAGUGAGUGAAGUAAAACUUUGCUCUCUUAAUGUUUAAUAUAGAAGCUGUGGGAUGCGUUUGAGUGGUUAUGUUUGCAAGAAAAAUGUUUUUAUAAAGCACUUCUAACAUUUUUUUUUCACAUGCUGUCAAAAGAUACAAGUGUCUUUUUUAGUUUCAAAAGUCCACAGUGUUGUCUGUGGAUACCUGACACUUUAAUAAAUGCAUAACCAGAAGGUUGUACUGUGAA
Oreochromis aureus is the source of this 3821-nucleotide messenger RNA. RefSeq names its product phospholipase C, delta 3a (gene plcd3a). NCBI's taxonomy places the organism in Eukaryota, Metazoa, Chordata, Actinopteri, Cichliformes, Cichlidae. The record is from RefSeq and is a predicted model, not a curated record. Bases 234 to 2609 code for a protein of 791 amino acids. Gene Ontology annotation, molecular function: calcium ion binding; phosphatidylinositol-4,5-bisphosphate phospholipase C activity. The transcript has 15 exons. Gene Ontology annotation, biological process: intracellular signal transduction; lipid metabolic process.